AUUCGCUUUUGAUGUCAAGUUUUGGUGUGUGCAGAGAGACGGUGUGCAUUGGAAGUGAGAGAGAGACACUGUUGAAGUUGAAGCAUCAUCUCACAGAUCCUUCAAAUAGGCUUUCUUCUUGGAAUGCCUCUGUCAAUCCCAAUUGCUGCGAGUGGGAUGGAGUUGUGUGCAACAACAUUACAUCUCAUGUUGCAGAGCUUCACCUCACCACUCCACGUCCUUCUUUCUCUUUUUAUAAGAGCAUUCCUUAUCAAUUGGAUGUAGAUAUUUAUGAAGAGGCAUUAAAAGAGUAUAGGAGACGGGCCUUUGGUGGAGAGAUAAAUCCUUGUUUGGUUGAUUUGAAGCAGUUGAAUUACUUGGAUCUUAGCGGCAAUCAUUUUCCAGGUACUCCAAUUCCUUCCUUCAUUGCAACAAUGACUUCUUUAACUCACCUCAAUCUUUCUGAUGCUGGAUUCAUGGGGAAUAUUCCUUCUCAGAUUGGAAAUCUCUCCAAUUUGCUCUAUCUUGAUCUCAGUUAUCUUUAUUUUGGAAGUCAUGAAAAUGUUGAUUGGCUAUCAAGUCUGUCCAAACUUCGUUAUCUUGACUUGAGCAACACUUGGUCAUUUGAAAGAAGUAUGCCAAUUCCUUCUUUUGUUGGAACAAUCACCACCUUAAUUCACUUGGACCUCUCUAAUUCUGGAUUCAUGGGCAACAUUCCUCUUCAGAUUGGAAAUCUUUCCAAUUUGGCGUAUCUAGACCUAAGCGGUGCUGCCAAUGGAACACUUCCCUCUCAAAUUGGAAAUCUCUCCAACUUGCUCUACCUGGAUCUUCGAAGUGGUGAUUCUAUUGACAAAAGUUUGUUUAUUGGAAAUGUUGACUGGUUGUCAAGUCUUACUAAGCUUGAAUAUCUUGAUUUAGGAGGUGCAAACCUAUCCCAAUCAUUUCACUUGCUUCACACCCUCCAACCUCUUUCUUCUUUGUUGCACCUACAUUUGUCAGGAUGCACACUUCCUUACUCCAAUCAACCAUCAUUUCUUAACUCCUCGUCUCUCCUCACUCUUGAUCUUUCUGACAUUUCUUAUAAUUCAAAAAUUUCAUUUGUUCUAAAGUGGGUGUUUGGACUAAAGAAACUUGUUUCUCUUGUUUCAACUUUUAACUACUUUGAAGGUCCAAUUCCUGAUGGUCUUCGAAACCUCACACUUCUUGAAAAUCUUGAUUUGAAGGAAACUUCAUUUUCAUCUUCUAUACCUCAUUGGUUUUAUAGUAGUUUUCCUCAUCUCAAGUUCUUGCACCUAUCAAGGAACAACUUACAAGAAAAUAUUUCUGAUGCCUUAGGAAAUAUGACUUCUCUAGUUACACUUGAUCUGUCAUACAAUAAACUUGAAGGUCCAAUUCCAACUUCUUUAGGAAAGGUGACUUCUUUGGUCAUACUUGAUCUAUCACACAAUAAACUUGAAGGUGAUGGAAAACAUACAAAAUCACUUGGAGAACUUUCAUCAUUGAGAGUACUUAUUUUGUCGUCAAAUCAACUUGGUGGAAAUCCAUUUGAAAGUCUUAGAUCACUCUCUAAAUUAUCAAGUCUUGAUAUUGGUUAUAAUCGUUUUGAAGGAGUUGUCACAGAAGAUCAUCUCACGAAUCUUACGAGUUUGACUGACCUUUUUGCAACAAGAAACAAUUUGACUUUAAAAGUGGGUCCCAACUGGCAUCCUACUUUUCAACUUAGUUAUUUGGAUAUGAGCUCUUGGCAAUUAGGUCCCAACUUUCCUUCAUGGAUUCAAUCACAAGACAAACUUGAUUAUUUAGCGAUGUCUAACACGAGAAUUUUAGAUUCUAUUCCCUAUUCGUUUUGGAAAACAUUAUCUCAAGCUUCUUUUCUAAAUCUCUCUCAUAAUCAUAUCCAUGGUGAGCUUCAGACUACUUUAAAGAAUCCAGUAUCUAUAAUUACUGUUGAUCUAAGUGCAAAUAAGUUAAGUGGCAAAUUUCCUUCACUUUCAAAUGAUGUGGGAUUUUUGGACCUUUCAAGCAAUUCAUUCUCCAAAUCCAUGGAUGAUUUUUUAUGUAAAGGUAAAGAGAAGCCAAUGAAAUUAGAAUUUCUCAAUCUUGCAUCGAAUAACUUAUCAGGGGAGAUACCAGAUUGUUGGGACAUCUGGCCAUAUCUAUUGUAUGUAAAUUUACAAAAUAAUAAUUUUGUUGGAAACAUUCCCCAAUCCAUGAGUUCCUUAAUAGAGCUAGAAUCAUUAAGCAUCCGUAAAAACUUGCUCUCGGGAACAUUUCCUACAAUUUUGAAAAAGACCAAUAAAUUGAUUUUGUUGGAUCUUGGAGAAAAUAAUUUUUCAGGAACAAUUCCAACUUGGGUUGGAGAAAGUUUUUUACAUAUGAAGGUUCUUAUCCUUCGAUCAAAUAGAUUUUCGGGUCAUAUUCCUAAUGAAAUAUGUGAUAUGAGUCUUCUUCAAGUGUUAGACCUUGCACAAAAUAAUCUGACUGGAAACAUACCUACUUGUUUUAAUAGUUUGAAGACCAUGACCCAAAUGAACAAAAAUUAUAUUGUAAUCAGUGUUCGUCUUUGGUUGAAAGGAAGAGGAGAUGAAUACAAAAACUUUCUCGGGUUGGUAACAAGCAUUGAUUUGUCAAAUAACAAAUUAGUAGGAGAAAUACCCAGAGAAGUCACAGAUUUAAAUGGUUUGAUGUUUUUGAACUUGUCCCACAACCAACUUAGUGGUCACGUUCCACAAAACAUUGGUAAUAUGGGAUCAUUGUUGUCCAUUGAUUUUUCAAGGAAUGAACUUUCUGGUGAAAUCCCUCCAACUAUUUCAAAUUUGAGCUUUCUAAGCAUGCUAGACUUGUCUUAUAAUGGUUUGAAUGGAAAAAUUCCAACAGGAACUCAGUUGCAAACCUUUGAUGCGUCCAACUUUAUUGGCAACAAUCUUUGUGGCCCACCACUACCCAUCAGUUGCAGCUCCAAUGACAAAAGCUAUAUUCAGAAUGGCAAAGGGAGUGAUAGGCAUGGAUUAAACUUAUUUUAUGUGGGUAUGACAUUUGGAUAUAUGGUGGGAUUUUGGAUAGUAGUUGGUCCUCUGGUCAUUUGUAGAUCAUGGCGUUAUGCCUAUUUUCAUUUCCUUGAUCAUGUGUGGUUCAAACUUCAAUAUUUUUUCUAAUGUGAGUACAAUAUAUCUAAUGUGGUGAAAAAUAAAGUUAUUAUAAAACAUGGAAGUUAAUUUGAACUACUCUG
This is a messenger RNA of Vigna unguiculata (cowpea), 3208 nucleotides long. Its product is annotated as receptor-like protein EIX2. The record is from RefSeq and is a predicted model, not a curated record. Gene Ontology annotation, molecular function: protein binding. Lineage: Eukaryota; Viridiplantae; Streptophyta; Magnoliopsida; Fabales; Fabaceae.